Molecule: messenger RNA, 759 nt
Organism: Capsaspora owczarzaki ATCC 30864
Lineage: Eukaryota; Filasterea; Ministeriida; Capsasporidae
Exons: 3
Coding region: 37-657 (206 amino acids)
Source: RefSeq, a predicted model, not a curated record
CGAGCAAAAAAGGGGGGUGAAGGAAGGGCUUUCGAAAUGACACGAACGGCAAUGGCGCGGCCGUCGCAGACCAAGACGCAGAGCGCCAACAAGCACAAUCGCAACAAGAAGCAGUCCUCGUCAUCAUCAUCAUCAUCAACAUCUUCUUCAACGACAGUCAAGCAUGCUGGCGUCUCCAAGAGCGCGUGGACUGGCGCUGGCCGACGCUUGGGCGGCAGCAGCAGCAGCAGCUCGACCGUUGCCAAAACCUCAGCGCUCCCGUCGCCGUUCGCAGGCGUUGCUGCGGCAGGUGCAGGUGCUUCUGCUUCGAUUCGGGCAGCAACCGCAGCAGUCGCUGCUUCGCGCACCCGUCGCCAGACAAACAUGGCCAACGAAGAGCUUGCAUCCAGGCUCGAUGACACGCUGGAGCUGCUGCAAAGCUCGUUGACCAACGGAGCGGCGACUCGGACGCGCGUUCUUGCCCAAAUCGAGCACGACCAGCAACAACGCCAGGCCGCCGCCAUGGAUCAGGGCAUGUACAUGUCAGAUGAUGUGCCCUCUCACGAACCAGUUGCGCCAGUUAAUUCAGCCCCAGCGGUUCCGCGGACCCAACAGGAAAUUCAAGCCACACUUCGAGAGCUGGGCAGCACAGCGACAACAGCGCAAAAACGCAUUUGACACCACGCUGGAUGCAUUGGCGUCGUUGUGAACAAAGCAAGCAUCUCUGUUGCCCUCUGGAUCUGAUUGUUAACAUAUAAUAUACAAUACUCUACAUCUGCA